AUGAAAUUUGCAGUAGCAGAAGAAGCUUUGAGAAAACAAUGGAAGACAUCAGGUAAUUACCAACUAAUCCCUCUUGGUAAAGGUUUCUUCAUCAUAAAACUUGCUAAUGAAGUUGAUAUGAAGUAUAUUUGGAAUGGUUUUUGGAAAAUUGGAUCACAAAUUUUUAAAUUGAGACUCUGGGAACCUAACUUUAAUCCUGCUGCUCGAAAAUCCACUACAUCUUUUGUGCGGGUUAAUUUUCCUGAUUUAGGUAUUGAAUACUGGAAAGAAAAAAUUCUUAUGUCUUUGGGUGAUGCAAUUGGAAGAGCUAUAAAGGUUGAUGAAACAAGUCUUAAAAGGGAAGUAGGGUAUUAUGCUAGUGUUCUUGUUGAAGUAGAUUUACCAAAUACUGUUCCACAUCAUGUUUUGGUUAAAUCAAAAUAUGGCAGUUUUGAACAAGAGGUACAAAUUCCAAAAUUACCAAGUUUUUGUAGCCAUUGCAAGGUGCUUGGUCAUUUGGUCACAGAAUGUAGAGUGUUGAGAAGUGAUCCAUUACAACAAGAGGUUGAAGGCGUGGAAGUUGAGGAUGAAAGCUAUAAUGAAGAGGCAAUUGUUGAUGCUAUCACUCCCUUGGAGAAGGAUGCUGAGAAAGUUAUUGAUCCUGCAAGUAAUAAUACAGUUUCUAUUACAAAGCAAGUAAUUACUGUGAAUUUGGGAGGAGUUUUAGUGUCAGGGAUACAUGCCGCUUCACUUACUGUUGAUAGAAGAACAUUAUGGUCUGAAUUGGAAUAUGUUAGUAGUAUGGAUUUACCAUGGCUUUUAAUUGGUGAUUUUAAUAUUGUAUUGAGUAUUGAAGAGAAGAUAGGUGGAAGGGGUCCUUUAGGGUGGCAAUACAAGAUUUCCAUGAAGUGUUGA
Papaver somniferum (opium poppy) is the source of this 894-nucleotide messenger RNA. RefSeq lists its product as uncharacterized. The coding region runs from base 1 to 894 and encodes 297 amino acids. The transcript has 3 exons. Lineage: Eukaryota; Viridiplantae; Streptophyta; Magnoliopsida; Ranunculales; Papaveraceae. The record is from RefSeq and is a predicted model, not a curated record.